This is a messenger RNA of Plasmodium knowlesi strain H, 486 nucleotides long. Its product is annotated as eukaryotic translation initiation factor 5A, putative. NCBI's taxonomy places the organism in Eukaryota, Apicomplexa, Aconoidasida, Haemosporida, Plasmodiidae. Bases 1 to 486 code for a protein of 161 amino acids. The transcript has a single exon. Gene Ontology annotation, biological process: positive regulation of translational termination; positive regulation of translational elongation. The record is from RefSeq and is a predicted model, not a curated record. Gene Ontology annotation, molecular function: RNA binding; translation elongation factor activity; ribosome binding.
AUGUCAGACCACGAAACAUAUGAUAACAUCGAUGCAGGAGCAUCCCAGACAUACCCUGUACAGGCAGGUGCGAUAAAGAAGAAUGGACACGUGAUGUUAAAGGAGCAUCCUUGCAAAGUUGUAGAUUAUUCAACAUCCAAAACAGGAAAGCAUGGUCAUGCGAAGGCACACAUUGUAGGUAUUGAUAUUUUCACUGGAAAAAAGUACGAAGAUAUAUGCCCAACAUCUCACAAUAUGGAUGUACCUGUUGUAAAGAGAACUGAAUUGCAGUUAAUUGACAUUACGGAAGAUGGUUUUGUUUCUUUACUAAACGACAACGGAGAGACUAAGGAUGACUUAAGCUUACCAAAGGAUUCCGAUGGAAACCCAGAUGAUGUAGCCAAGCAAAUUCGUACUCUUUUCGAUAGCGGCAAGUCUGUGUUAGUGAGUGUCUUGUCCGCAUGUGGUCAGGAGAAGAUCAUCGCCGUUAAGGAAUUAUCAUCUUAA